AUCAUUCCGGUGCAACUCUGACCCAACCUGGUGUCAUUUUGUUCGAGGCGCCGUUAACUGAUUGGCCAUGUUUGAAUUGCGUGUGUUAUCCCAGAUCGCUUAGCGCUGCGAGACAAGAAAUGGUUGUUCCGUAGAGAGCAAGUUUGGGUAUUGAAUCCUCUCCCCGGUAAAUUGUAAAAGUUAUGCGUGUGUGUUUUCGUAAUGCUAAUCCUUACUUAAUCAUAAUAAUGGUGUGCUGUCUCGAGAUAUGUCCCGCCUCCAACUGAUGUUUCUUUUAUAUUGUAUGAAAUCACUUGUGCAAUCUGAAAUACUUCGGAGAAAGAGCGAUCGAAGUAAUUGAUAUUAGUCAAGAAAAAUAUACUGGAGAAAUUAAUGGGACUGAAAGUUGAUGAACCCUCGGGACCUGAUAAUCAACAUCUGUGGCAAAUAAAGCUCUGAAGGAUUAACUUUCUGUGCAGUUUAGUUCAUAUGCAAUUUGAUGAUCAUCAGUGACUCAUGAAAGAUGGUUAAUGUCUUAAAAGGAGUUCUUAUUGAAUGUGACCCAGCCAUGAAACAAUUCUUGCUGUACUUGGAUGAUACAAAUGCUCUGGGGAAAAAAUUUGUAAUUCAAGACCUGGAUGAAACUCAUCUAUUUGUCCUGGCUGAGGUGGUCCAUAUCUUGCAAGAAAAAGUUGGAGACUUAAUGGAUCAAAACUCAUUUCCAUUAAUGCAGAAGUAAAUCAGUCGAGUGAUUUAAAUGGGGUAGAUUCCUAUUUUAAUGUAUCAGACUAAUUGAUGACCAGCUGUUACAAGAAAAAAGUGGACAAGAGUGUAACAGAGCAACUGUUGUGUAAGAGUUUUAUUUUCUGGAUAAACAUUGUUUUGGUAUUUAAAAGCAUUUCUGUAACCAUGCAUUUUUACUGAUUUGAAUUGUUUUACUGGAUCUAAAGGUCGAUCUAGGAUUGAUGUGCAUUUUACCCCAGGUGAGUCCAGAGAUGCAAACUAUGCAGUGGAAAGCCCAUUUGGGGACACCACGUUGCUACACCAACACAUCUUGCAAGACCUUGCUAAAGACUCUGACGUGCUCAUUAAGCUAAGUCUAGUAAUGCUGCAGGAUUCCCAAAUUUAUCAAAUAAAUCUCCAAAAUAUUCAUUCAUCUCUGUAUCCCACCACCAUUGCAUGCUUUCAAUGAAUGAGCACUAAUCACACUCAUUCCUUUUCCUUGUUUACCUUUGCUGAGGGCAACCUCUUUUUGAUGUUCUCAAAUACUCAUUGAUUUUAACGUCAUUGCAAAUUAAUCAGCUUUUCAUUAGCCCAUUUUUAAUGGUUUUUUAUCCUUUUAUAUUGGCAUUAAUAGCAAUUUUCAUAACACAAAAGAUACUCUCCAAGUCAUUUUAAAUAGAUUGGAACCCAGAUAGACACCUCUCACUCUUCAUGAGCUAUUGCCUCAACUUUCUCCACAGUCUUACUGUUAGUUCACUUUUAGAUUAUCUAUCUUCAUUUGUUGUACAUUCUAUAGUCCUAUUUUUAAAAGAAGUGGCUAUUAGUAAAAUGAUACAAUGAACAGUCCUUAAGGACAGAUUAUAGUUGCAAGAAUGUGUUUUUCUUAAUCUGUGUAUUGCAGAGUAAGAGACUUCUGUAGAGCCAUAAAUGUUAAAGCUGUGCAAGGUUUUCACAGCAAAAUCCAAGAAAAUCCUCAAGGCAAUUCAUUUGUAUUAAGGAACAUAUCUGGACCCUUGCCAAACAGCUAUUGCUGCUGUUAUUUGAAUUUAGCAUUCACUUAAGUGUUUUACUUUAUCUGGUCAUUGUCAUGCAACGAUUUAUCUAAGAUUCCUUUUUGUGCCAAAAUACACGUUUAGACCUAUGCCUGUCAUGUAAAAUCAACUUUCUAGUUCUGAUAAAUUUCAAUCAAUCUGCCUGAAUCUGACCAUUUUGGAAAACAUUUUUUUUAAAAGAAUUCAGUCUCAAACAAUUGGGAAACCUCAUUGAACUCUAAUAAUGACACGAAUAAAGAUUUACAACUUUAAAAAAAAUCACAUUGAAACCAUGUUGAAAAUUUAAAUUGUAUGUAAAAUUUCUAUAAAAUUUCAAAGAAUAUUACAAUAUGAAAGGAGACCAUUUGACCCAUCAUGUCUAUACAUCACGGUAUUAACGUUUUGCUUGCCCCUUUUUGUGAACUGUAAAAUUGUCUGGUGGACAAACUCCAUGUUUGGCACAUGUACAUUACUGUAACCUGCAAUAGUUUUGUGGGAAUCUUGUUAUUUACUGAAGUUUGAGGUAAGGUGGACACAAAACACCUUGAAGGCAACUGAAGUUUGGUGUCUAAAGAGUAUGACUCAUGAAUGAAAUGUCUUUAUGAUAUCUGACUAAUUUGUGACUAGGAACAUGUAUUUUUCUGGAAAUAUGUAUAGUCAAGUAUAGAUUGAUAGCCCCAACUUAUGGUGUCUAUGGGUAAACUAGAAUAGAAAGGGAAGGAAAGGAAAGCCUGAAUUCUGCCAUCAAAUUUAAUAUGUUUCAUACAUUUCCUGUUUUCUUUUUGGCGUUGUAAAAUGAGUAGAACGAGAUUUCUUUUGAUCACACACCAAUUGUGAAGCCAAGAUCUAUUUUAGAACAAACUGGAAUUAUCAAAUAAAAUAAUGAAAAUAUUCCACUUCA
This is a messenger RNA of Rhincodon typus (whale shark), 2634 nucleotides long. RefSeq names its product general transcription factor IIH, polypeptide 5 (gene gtf2h5). Bases 503 to 718 code for a protein of 71 amino acids. Lineage: Eukaryota; Metazoa; Chordata; Chondrichthyes; Orectolobiformes; Rhincodontidae. Gene Ontology annotation, cellular component: transcription factor TFIIH holo complex; transcription factor TFIIH core complex. The transcript has 4 exons. Gene Ontology annotation, biological process: transcription initiation at RNA polymerase II promoter; transcription by RNA polymerase II; nucleotide-excision repair, preincision complex assembly. The record is from RefSeq and is a predicted model, not a curated record.